This is a messenger RNA of Culicoides brevitarsis, 2063 nucleotides long. RefSeq lists its product as uncharacterized. The record is from RefSeq and is a predicted model, not a curated record. Lineage: Eukaryota; Metazoa; Arthropoda; Insecta; Diptera; Ceratopogonidae. The coding region runs from base 143 to 1816 and encodes 557 amino acids. The transcript has 2 exons. Gene Ontology annotation, molecular function: protein binding.
GUUUAUUUUCGUUUUUCGACGCAUUUUCAUUCAUUACUCACGCUUAUCUAGUUCAUUGGCACACGAAUUUUUUCAUUUUUCGCCAAUUUCAAAACAAUUUUUGUGAAUUUUGUUGAAUUUUCCAGCGAAUUUCGCGCGAAAAAUGUCUCUGGACGAAGAUCAGGAGAUCGUGUCGUCGUCAGAGUCACUUUCUUUGAGUGACUUUCCCAUCGAGGUCAUUACCGAAAUUUUCAAAUUUUUGCAUCGCACUGAACGGCGAGAUGCGGCUCUCGUGUGUAAACAAUGGCAUUUGGCAGCGCGUCACCCCCGAUUCUUCGAUACGUUGCGUCUGCACCAAGAAUUGUAUCCGUGCAAGAUUCGUUUGCCGGAAUUUUAUCACAAAAUGUUGCCUUUCAAGAAGAUUGUCUUCGAGUACGUCUAUUCCGACGAUGUUGUCGAUGGAUUUUCCGACUUUUGGGACUCUGUGGAUCAUUCGGGCAUACAACAUGUCGUCUUCGAGGGAUGCAUCUGCUUGACAAACGAAGUUUUCGAACGACUUAUGGCGCAUUUUUCGACCGUUCACGUCUUGGAGAUCGAACGAAAGCAAUCUUUGAGCGAAAUUCCUUUAAAUAUCCGUUUGGAAUACUUGCGACAACUCCGUUUGGAAAACGUUUUCAUGAAUUUCCGCCAAAUAGAGAACAUGAUGAACGCUUGCCCGCGUCUCACAUUCAUCUCGGUGUCAGACAACAUCAAAGAUCGUUUCACCGAAUAUCCGUACCCCUCGAUGCUGGGCUUCACAAAGACUUUAUUGGAGAAAAUUGACACCGUAGAGCUGCAUAUUCACAAUUAUUACGAUUAUGACAUUGAAUUCAUGCAAAAUGUGGAUCCGCUGUUGCCUCGUCUCAAAAUUGGCUUCUUCCGAAUCCCCCGGGCGAACUUACCAAACGAAAAAAUGUGGAAAGAAAUUUUAAAAUUCAUGAAAAAAGUCAAAAAAGUCGAUUUACUUGACAUUUGUGUACUGGAGGAGUCAAAACAGCUCGAAGACAUCCUCAUGCAACUCGAUUUAAUCCCAAAAUUGGAACUCGAAGUCGAUCUCAGUGUAAAUUUGACGAUGCUGGCAAAGGCAACUCUCAACAAAAACAUGGAAAAAUUCGCCAUUAAGACCAUUGGAGCGUCAUAUUUCACGGAUACCUUUGAAUUUCCCUCUCUGGAGACGAUUUUUUGGAUUGGACCCUUGUAUCCCAUCACACUUGAUGCUUUACUUGUGGCUUCGAGACGUUUGACUUCUUUGGAUGUCUCUGGCUUGAGCGAUAUGAACGACGAGCGACUUCAAGUAAUUUUCGCUACUUGUCUCCGUUUGAAAUCCUUAAAUAUCUCUGAAUGUCCCGGAAUUACCGAAGAAGGUCUCACGGGAUGGGUCACUGUGACGCCCACAGAAGAGAAUGAGGAACGAAAAUCAACUUAUACCGGGCAUUUGUUGAAAAAUCUCGAAGAAUUGGAGACUUUUAAGGCGAAUAAGUGCGGAGAUGCCAUCACAGAUCGCGUACUUGCCGUUUGUUUUCACUUUAAAUACCUUACGGAGGUGCAAAUUUACAGUGCGAAUCGCGUUACGAACAAUGGACUGAGUUUUUUGCUGCAAAAUUGCCCGAAUAUCGAGAAAUUGGGACUGAUUGGCUGUGAAGGGGUGACUCCCGAUUGUAUUUCGUUGAUAAAUAUCCAUUUGAAGUACUUGAAAGCGUUGUUGUUGCCCAAAAAUGAUGGAUUUCUGUUUACCGAACAUUAUUUCAACUCGUUGAAACACGUGAGGGAACUGAAUUAUACGGGACCGAGAGUUUGAUGAAGCCUCUAACACAUUUUUAUACUGUAUUUUGACUUAAAACUAAUAAAAAAUGGGAUUUUAGGUUUUUUUAGAUGUUUAUUUCCCACAUCAGUUGGAUUGCUGUUGAUGUUCGCGUGUGGAAGUUUGUACAAAACAAGCAAAUUUACUUCAAUGGAAUAAAUCUGGAGCUGUGAGUAGCACCAAUACCGGGUCUACCGUGCUUAACAGGCUUGUAUGUCAAUGAGAAUUCACCCAAAUAGUGUCC